AGUCACAGGACACCUAAAUCUUUCAGAGAAAGAGAAUUUAUUGCUCCAUUAUCAGGAGAAACAAAUUUCUUCCCGCCUCGCUCAGGCAGGAUGAUGCUGUUAGGAUUAUGAGGAAGAAGCUGAUGAUGACCAGACAGAAUCCUGUAUUUGAAUGGAAUUUAUGCAUCAUGUAUGAGAUGUAUGAAUAUGCUACAGGCUAUUGUUUUUAAGGGUUAAUCCUCUGUUAACAGGUGUCCUUUUUCGGGCUUAUGCUGCCCAGAAAAAGGUACCCAGAUAUCCGUAACUCUUUGUUUCUAUUGUCUCAUAUUGUCGUAAUUCAAAUUGUCCAAAUUAUUAUUACUUUAUUAUUAUUUUUAUAACCAUUUUAUUACUAUUAAACUUUUAAAAUUUUAAAAACAAGUGAUUGGCGUUUUCCACAACUCUCAACAAGAAGUAGGUCUCAUGUUGUUUACACUUGAAAAGCAACUGUCUCUCACUCCUAUGAAGUAGGUAAGCAAAUAAUCUUGUGUAGACUCACAUAAGCAGGACUCGGGAACCUGAAACUCUUAACACAAGAUUUAUCAGUGAUAGGGGAGAGCAGACCAACGGCUGGGGCCUGUAUACAUGGGUUGGUUGGGAAGAAAGUCCCCAGAACUAAAAUGCAGAUGUGUGAUGAAGAUUAGACCCCGCGGCUGCUGAGGACACCAGUGGAGCACAAUGGAGAACCCCAGGGCAUCAUGGCAGGAAAAGGUCACAGGGAACUUCAGGAAUAUUGCUUAGUGUGUUUGGGGGGCACAGAGUGGUGUGAGGAAAUGGCAGGGGAAAGCCAAACUUUCCUAAGUUCUGUCAGAAUGCAUGGACAGCCCGAGCAAGAGGGACACCAAGGGGCAAGGCAGAAUGUGAAAAAACUUUGGUUUCUGCUGUCUGCUGUAGCAUGUUUUGAUAUCAUUAAUCUUUUUUCUCUUUCUUCAAUUGCAGACUGUGUUCCUGAUGGAAUGCUUUUCCAGCCUCUGUAGUCCUAGGGUUUUUGUACAGAUUUUCUGUUCCAAGAGCCCAUUCUUUUCAAAUGUGAACCUGAAGCCAGAAGUGCAUGAGUUCUGUUUAUUACAUAACCUGUCCCUCUUGAUCUGUGUUGGUGUGCCUUUCAAACCCUACUGCAGGUGCCUGCCUGAGGGCUCUUUGCUGUGCCUGUCUCUGUAGUCAGCCCAUGAGCAGCUGGUGUGUGGAAGCCAGGCAGACCUGUUCUGCAAGUAUGUGCCUUCCUGUCAGCUGUGUGUUGGACAUCCCCGGGGAGACAGCUGAGGAGACCUAGAGCAGCAAAGAUCCGAAGCUGGGCGGGACUGGAGUAGAAAAAUCAGUGAGGAGGAACUUAAUCAUAAGAAUUACCACCCUACCAAGGUAAUCAUCAGAGUUACUGGGAGUGGCCUCACAAACUGGGAACCGGCAGCAGGAGAGCUUCAGGAAAAGACAACCGCAGGGCAAGGGAACUGGUGUCAUUCAGGAAGUGGGGGCUGGAGGCCUGCUUGCUUGUAACUGAACAUGGCAGGGAAUGUGAAAAGAUUCUCACGGAUGCUGCUGGAGUGCAAUAGCAAUGACAAGCUGUGUGUUGUGCGUGAACACCAAACGGAAGUGAUCGUUGUCCCAGUUCUCCUGGUGGGAGUUUUUGUCAUUGUCCUCACUGUCAUCCUCUGGCUCCACUGCCGUGGCCUGCGAGCAAAGCAGGAGCAAUCAGCACCAGCCGGAGCCCAAGUGACAAGAAAGAAUCAGCAGGAUCCCUGCUCAACAGAGAGCCGCUACAUCCAGCUGAGUGAGAGAUCUGUGGAGAGCCUGCUAAAUUCUGCAUCCUUGACUCUGAAAGAAUUAGAGAUACCUCGAGAGAAACUCUUACCAGACAGCUUGCAGCUGAUAAACCUUGGUGCCUAUGGGAGCAUCUACAGAGCACAGUUAGAAACUGGGAGCUCUGGGAAGACUAAGACUGUGGUGCUGAAAGCCUUGCAAGAUCCAGCUAGUCCCCAGAGAGUGAAGGAUUUCUUGGGAAGGAUUAAAUUCCAUCAAAAUCUUGGCCAUCAUGAGAACCUGGUUGAAUUGGUUGGAUGCUGUGUAGACCAGCUCCCACUUUAUAUGAUCAUGGAAGAUGUGUCUCUUGGUGACCUGCUGACAUUUCUGUGGACGUGUCGGAGGGCUUAUCUUGAAGAAAAGAACUUGUUCCAUGGUGACAUUGCUGCCAGGAAUGUCCUUCUUCAUCACAACUUCACUGCCAAGCUCUGUGGUUUGGGCCUGGCCUACGAAACUCACGCACAUGGUGCCAGCUCAGUCACACGGAAAGUGCCCGUCAAGUGGCAGGCACCAGAGAGGCUCCUGAGCAAACCCCCUACCAUCAAGGCAGACAUGUGGUCUUUUGGAAUUCUACUGUAUGAAAUGAUUACAUUAGGUGCUCCACCAUAUCCUGAGGUGCCACCAUCUGAUAUCUUAUCUUACCUGCAGAAACAGAACAUUAUGAAGCAGCCCUCGAGCUGCCAGCAUGCCAUGUACUGCAUCAUGAAGUCCUGCUGGCAGUGGAGUGCAGCUCACCGGCCUUCCCCAGCACAGCUCUUGUGCUCCCUGAAAACAGCUAUGAAGACCAGCAGUGGGCACACAGUGCUGCAGGUGCCUGAGUCAGUGGUGCCUGAACUCUAUGCUGAUGUUGCUGGUGUUGAUGUGCACAGCCUGGUGAGGGAAUACACAAUCCUCUGAAGGGUCCUUUCAUAUUUUGGUAAAGGAAAAAGAAGUCUCAUAGUUUUCCCUUUCUAAAUAUUUUGCAAGCUCAGAACAAGGUGCAUAUAUUGGAAGGGAUCCCUUUGUUCUUCAAACAUCUAUAAAAUAUCCAUGCAGACACAAGAAACUGUUAUCAUUAUUGUAAAAUCAACCUGUUGGUAUUAUUCUGCCAGUGGUCAUUUGAGAGUAAAGUGUGUUUAGGAAGCUGUAGAAAAUUUAAUGAGAAACUUGAGUUAAAGGAGUGUUAGGUUUGUGGCGAGGUUUUGGUGAUGGGGUGGGCUGCAGAGGUGACUUCUGUGAGAAGAUGCCAGAAGCUCCCCCAGCUCCAUGAUGGACCUGCUGCGGGUCAAUGCUGAGCCCUUCAGCAACACUGGUAGCACCUCUGUGAUUACAUAUUUAAGAAAGUGUAAAAGAUACUGCACAACAGCAGGUGAAGGAGAGGAGUAUAAAUGUGAGAGGAACAGCUCUGCAAACACCCAGGGCAGGGCAGAAAGAGGAGCAGGAGCUGCUCCAGAGCUGGGAUUUCUCUGAGAUUCUGUGGUGCAGCCAAGAGUGAGGUGGCUGAGCCCCUACAGACCCUGGAGGGCAGGGGGGGGUGCAGAGAUCCACCUGCAGCCCCUGAAGGAGCCCACGCCAGAGCAGGGGGAUGUCUGGAGGAGGCUGUGACUCCAAGGGAAGCCUGUGCUGGAGCAAAAUCUGUCAUGGCAGAAUCUGUGGAGAGAAGAGCCCUCAUUGGAGAAUGACUGCACCUCAUGGGAAAGGACUCAUGCUGGAGCAUUUAAUGAAAGACAACCCUUGCAAACAACUUGCAUUGGAGAAAUUCUUGAAGGACCUACUUUCCUUUGGGAAAGGGACCCCAUACUGGAACAGGGGAAGCAUGUGAGGAGUCCUCUCCCUGAGGAGGAAGGAGCAGCAGAGACAAUGUGAGAUGAACUCAUCACAACCCCAAUUCUCCCUGCUGGAUGAGAAGAGGUAGAGAAAUUGGGAGUGAAGCUGAACGUGCGAAGAAGGGAAGGGUGGAGGAAGGUGCUGCAAGACUUGGUUUUAUUUCUCAUUAUAUUUCCUAACUUGAUUAGCAAUAAACUAAUUUUUCUCAA
Molecule: messenger RNA, 3830 nt
Organism: Serinus canaria (Common canary)
Lineage: Eukaryota; Metazoa; Chordata; Aves; Passeriformes; Fringillidae
Gene: STYK1
Product: serine/threonine/tyrosine kinase 1
Exons: 9
Coding region: 1519-2712 (397 amino acids)
Biological process (GO): cell surface receptor protein tyrosine kinase signaling pathway; multicellular organism development; positive regulation of kinase activity
Cellular component (GO): signaling receptor complex
Molecular function (GO): ATP binding; transmembrane receptor protein tyrosine kinase activity
Source: RefSeq, a predicted model, not a curated record